Molecule: messenger RNA, 1083 nt
Organism: Camellia sinensis
Lineage: Eukaryota; Viridiplantae; Streptophyta; Magnoliopsida; Ericales; Theaceae
Product: plasma membrane-associated cation-binding protein 1
Cellular component (GO): plasma membrane
Source: RefSeq, a predicted model, not a curated record
AAUGGGUCAUUUGGUCUGGAGCACGUCUCUAUUGUGAGGACAAGCUCAAAAGCUUGAAGAAAGCCCUUACAUUUUGGCUUGAUUUGGAAGCACAGAUUGGCUACAAAACAAGUCUCUCUUUCUCUUUGAUCGCGAGACAACACAUAGCCACAUAGCAGAACAUAUCGAAAUUGAAAAAGGAGAUAAGAUCGUAUCAUGGAUUACUGGAAAACAAAGGUUCUACCAAAGAUCAAGAAAGUUUUCGACAAGAACAGUACCAAGAAGGCUGCUGCUGCUGAAGUUUGCAAGACCUUCGAUGACUCUAAGGAAGAGUACAGCAAGGAGUUUGAAGAGAAGAAGACUGAGCUCCAACCUAAAGUUAUUGAAAUCUACGAGGCUUCAUCAACUGAGAUCAAGGCUUUGGUUAAGGAACCGAAGGAUGCAGGCCUAAAGAAGCACUCCGCCGGAGUUCAAAAGUUGCUCGACGAGCUCGUUAAAAUCGAGUUUCCUGGAUCAAAAGCAAUUUGUGAAGCAUCUUCAAAACUUGGGCCAACUUUGCUUCCGGGACCAAUUUUCUUUGUGUUUGAGAAGGUGUCAACAUUCAUAGUCACGGAGGAGAAAGCGGAGGAGCCACCACCGGAAACCUCGGCAGCAGUGGCAGAAGAAACAGGUGGCAAAGAGAUAGUGGUUGAAGAGGGAAAGAAGGAAGAGGUGGUUGCUGUGGUGGCCGAGGGUGAACCGGCAGUGGCAGAGCCACCUCCGACCACCUCGGAGCCACCAAAAGUGGAAGAGCAGGUGGCGGCUGAGCCACCCAAGCCUUGACCAAUUUGAGCAAGGAACAAAGAACUUUGUGUACAAGUUCAUAUAUGUAGAGAUGGGGAAAAAAAUGAUUUGUUAUUCUUUAUUAUUCUCUAGACUUUAGAUAUUGUGAUUUGUUUUUGUUUUUGUUUUUUUCGUUUUUGUUUUUGUUUUGUUAUUUGUGAUAUAAUUUGUUUUCUUGGGUUUCGAAAGAUUUGAUGUUCAUUAUGUGUGUAUUGUUGGGUUUCAGUGAAUUUGUAAUCCUCGUAUUUUUGAACUGGAAAUGAGAGCCCUCAAUUUUUUCUA